CAUAUAAAAGCUGUUAGCUGCUCCUGCAGUCAGCAGCAUUCAAACCUUGCAGAGUUUUGCUCUCUGAAAGCUUGUAAUAAGACACACUCUUAUAAGAGUUCAUGCUACAACCUAGCAAAGAACUUUAAAUUUUUGGAAGAACAAUAUAUUCAUUUUGGCAUUCUGCAGAGACCCUAACUCUACCUUUCUGCUUUAAAGCAAAGUAAACUCGGUGGCCUCUCCUCCUCCACCCCUCAAAAUGAUAGCCUUCUCUGCAGUCAGCAGUGCACUCCUGUUCUCCCUUCUCUGUGAAGCAAGUGCCGUCGUCUUACUCAAUUCCACUGACUCAUCCCCGCCAACCAAUAAGUUCACUGAUAUUGAAGCAGCACUAAAAGCACAACUCGAGUCUGCGGAUAUCCCCAAAGCCAGGCGGAAGCGCUACAUUUCGCAGAAUGACAUGAUCGCCAUUCUUGAUUAUCAUAAUCAAGUUCGGGGCAAGGUGUUCCCACCAGCAGCAAACAUGGAAUAUAUGGUUUGGGAUGAAAAUCUUGCAAAAUCUGCAGAGGCUUGGGCAGCUACUUGCAUUUGGGACCAUGGACCUUCUUACUUACUGAGAUUUUUGGGCCAAAAUCUAUCUGUACGAACUGGAAGAUAUCGCUCUAUUCUCCAGUUGGUCAAGCCAUGGUAUGAUGAAGUGAAAGAUUAUGCUUUUCCAUAUCCUCAGGAUUGCAACCCCAGAUGUCCUAUGAGAUGUUUUGGCCCCAUGUGCACACAUUAUACGCAGAUGGUUUGGGCCACCUCCAAUCGGAUAGGAUGUGCAAUUCAUACUUGCCAAAACAUGAAUGUCUGGGGAGCUGUGUGGCAACGUGCAGUUUACCUGGUAUGCAACUAUGCCCCAAAGGGCAAUUGGAUUGGAGAAGCACCCUAUAAAGUAGGGGUACCAUGUUCAGCUUGCCCUCCAAGUUACGGAGGAUCUUGUACUGACAAUCUUUGUUUUCCAGGAGUAACGUCAAACUACCUAUACUGGUUUAAAUAAGCUUAUCUUCUCCUCCAGGAAAUAGAAUGGUUUCUGGGAAUCAUAGGCGUAUAUAUAUAUUGAGUUUUGCACAUAUUAUAUAAAUUUUAUAAUAAUCUGGUUUUCCUUUUAUUAUGCCUUGUAUAAAUUAGUGUUUGUCUAGUAUGUUUGUUUCAUCUUUGAGGUCAUGAAAACAUCCAUUUCUAUCUUCUGACCUCUGAGCCCAAGUUAAAAUGUUGGAUACGUAAUAUUGACAUAGUUGAUGCAUCCAAUUCUAAAACUUGCUUUCCAAAGGAAUUAUGUUAUGUUUGUGAGGAAUAAAAUAUAUAUUUGACCUGUAAUUAAUGUGUGUGUAUGUAGAUAUAUAUACACAUAUGUGUAUGUAUAUGUACAUGCACAAACAUAUAAUAGAUGAUGUAACACAGACAAUAAUGUGAUUCAGUAGUUAGCCUGAGGGGAAUUUAAAAAUAUACUAUUUUGAAAUAUGUAUGAGGUGGUGGGACAUCUUCAGCACCCAUUUCUGUAAUACCUACAAAGUGAGAGUUUGCAAAAUAACACUCAGUGAUAUCUGGACAUAAUAAUUUAAUUAAGCAACCAAGGAUUUCAUUCUCGAGGUAUUUUGUCUUAUUUGGGUUCACCAAAGGAUAUGCUCAACUUAUGUAAGGUUCAAGUCAUGUCUUUUGCUUAAUCUCUUUUAUUGAAUUAGUAAUCAUGUGUUGAGUGGUUACUAUGUGUAAGGCACUCUGCUAGUUAUGUUCUGAUAAUGCAAAGAUAAUGAGAUACGGUUCCUGCCUUCAAGAAGCUCACAAAAUAAUUCAGGAAAUAAUGCAGUUUAAGAUUCUGAUGCAAAAUUACAGUUUUUUGACAAAUUGGUUUUAAUGUAAGUUUGAGGAAACAGAUGCCAUAAUGGCCCCUUAUAGGUGAAAUAGGUGAUGAGGACACUGGGUAACAUGUAAGGCUUCUGGUUAGCAUGAAAAUGUAGAGACACCACUUGGAACUAAAAGAGGCAGAAAAGAAUUAACUGCCCAGGGAUUACUGUAUUAGAGUAAAUAGUUGUGAGUUUGGUAAGCAGAAAGCAAGACACUAAAAAAACCUGACAAGGCCCAGGAGAAUUAAGAUUUAGGAGACAGGUAUGAAGAGCCAUAGAAAUAGGGUUAUUGCACAAAAAAUUACAGGGGAGAGCUUCAGAAGGGUCUAUCCUGAGAGUCUAGUAUAUCUUGAGGCCUGGCAACAGAGGGUAAAGGAUGCCAGAAAGAGACACGUGAGAUGUUGAGGACACUUCCAUCUCUUCACAUCAUUAUUUGGUGAGCGUCCAUCCAAUUAUCAUCAUGAGCCUCUGAGCAUCGCAUUAAAGAUCCUGCAUGCACACCACAGGUAGGGUUUGGCAAAGUAGCCUUCUUCAGAUGAUUUGCCAAGGACUAAUUAGCAAAUCUUAUUUCCAUGUCUAUGUAGGAGAAUAAUCUUCAGUUUUCCAUUAAGUUUGAUUGUGGAAGUCAAAUCAAAGUCACUACGAAAAUUUCACUCGUGUGAUUUUGGAAAUGCAACGUUUCCUCCUUCGGGAAAUUGCUAUUAGAGAGGAAAAGUCAACAUCUGGGUCAAGACACUUGCAUUAUGUUUUGUGUGUGUGUGUGUGUGUGUGAGAGUGAGAGAGAGAGAGAGAGAAUGAAAGAGAGAGAGAUUAUGAGAGAGACAGAGAGAAAAUGAAAGAGAGUGUUCACAAGUUAUGUAAUGCUUCCAUAGAAUUACAGAAUAAGCAAACAGGGUUAGUUCCAGAGUGCAAAUAACAGAGGGAAGCUACUUGUUUAAAAUUCUCUACACAUUUGCAGUUUCUUAGGGAGGAUACACUGAAAGAUGACAGAUAAUUAAAUCCAGUCAAUGAGGGAAAAAUCUACCAUCUGGAGCUUAGGUUGACAUGAUGACAAACAAUUGGACUGAUUCCUUUUACAAACUGAAUAUGGUGACCAAAUGUUUUGGUAUCAUACUACUCUGCUUUUGUGGGCACAUAAAUAGACUGUAUAAAAAAAUAAGUAUUUUCGGGGACUAAACUGGAGAACAGAAGUCAUUGUAAGAUUUGGGCCCCAGUCUUUUAUCUAACUGUGGGCAAGUGGAGAGAAAGCCCAUUAGUGGGAUGUUUACUUGAUUUCUCUAGAAAGUAUUUCCAACUUUCAUCUUCCUAGACUCAUUCUAUAGAAGCGGCAAAAGUACUAUCAAGCAAAGAUGAUUGUUCUCAGUUCCAGUCCUGUUGCUGGAUUGCUUGUGUGGCUUGGUUUCUCAGUGCUGAAAAAGAAUAAUAGUAGUUGCUACAUAUUUCACAGAGGUUCCUAUGAGGCUAGAGUUACCAUUUUAAUAGCAAUUUAUGAAUAUUAAAUGCAUCAUUAAUGUUGUGAAACUUAUUUGGGGAAAAAAUUAAGUUUUAUGAGCUUCUCUUUGGCAGAAACUCUGUCUGAUUCUUUGCAUUCAUUCCAGCUUCUUAUAUAGUGGCCGUAAUGCAGGAAGUAUUCAAUAAAUGUGUCUAUGAAUAUAUUUUUAGAAUUAACUAAAAAGUCUAGAAUUGCAACAAUUUAGAGGAGUCCCACCUUUCCAUGGUUAUUAAGACAAAAAUCUCUUAAAUAUAAAGCUCUGAAUGCAUCAAAAAUCCUGAUAAAUCAUCAAACAUAUCAGAUUAAGACUAGGAUCUAGCCACGAAUAACUUACACCACAGUCCUUUCCAAAUCACAACUAGAGCUAUACAUUUAUUUAUAACUUAACAACUCACCUGAAAAUAUAACGGGUAUUUUUGUUAUGCUAUGUGUACUUUUUAAAGUUAGUAAUAUAAGGUAGGCAUGUGAAAUGUAUCAUUUUCCAGGCUAAAGCAAAUGAAAAUUUGCUGAUAUCAACAGUGUGUCCUGUUUUUCACAGCAUUCAACCAUGGUGCUAGGAUAGCUACUUCUCACUGUAAUUCCCAGGCGCAGAAAGAGUCUGGCUGGGUAUCAGAUAUUUCUUAAGAGCAGCUAAAAACAGUCAAUAUUGAGGUUUUCAUUUCAAAACAUAUCAUGCAAUAGAAAGUGUAUUUUCCAUAUUCUCCAUAUUCCACGGCACUGAUUCUCUCUCUACAGUAUAGAGUUUUCAGAUCACUCUUUAUUCAGUAAAAAGUAAAACACUUCUGUCACAAUACAACACUUUUGUUUGUUUUGCUUCCACAUCGUCAGAAGACUGGAAAAAUUACAAUUUUAGCUGUUAAACUGAUGGGUUUCUUUAUAGAAAUGUAUUUAAGUUGUGUAGGCACAGUCUUAAUGUUGCUGGUUAUGACAGAUAAGCUUGCUUUUAAAAUGUGGUGGAAACAGUUUUUAUUCUUACCAUUUUUGCUUCUGUUCGGUAGCCUACGCAACGUGAUUUCUGGGGUCCGUCGGGGUUUCCCUCCCGGCUUCCUUUGGCAGCAGCGCCCUGACGUUCACUUGAAACCUUUGUGGAAACAUUUAUUCGAAAGCUCCGUGCUGCUGUAGCACAGAGCUGACCAAACACGAAGGCAAGUGCACCCAGUACAAUUCACUCAGACUAUUUGAACUGAAACAGCGUGUAUUCUCAUUGUACAUGCUUGCGUUGAAUCAACUUAUAACACCCACAUAAACAGUCAUGUGCACAUUUAGACCAGCUGAAGUGUUUUGUGUUCAUAACCAGCUUAUUAAAUUAAUAUAUAAGCUAAACAGAUCAUUUGAAUGUGUCCAGGAAGGAAAAGUAAAGCUCAGGCUGUGGGCUAUGUCCUUCCCUUUGUGUAACAACAUUCCCUACGUUCCUCAGUAUCACAGGAUGCAAAUUUUGACAGAAAUGGAAGCUUUUACCUACCAAAGUGUUCAGAGAGAAUAAAGUUAGAUUUCUAUCAGUGCCUAACAGUAUAUUUGACUUCAUACAUAUAUACAUACAUACAUAUAUAUAUACAUAUAUAUGUAGUAUUAUCAUUAUAUGUGUGAGGAAAGGCAUAUUUAAACACAUGCAAAAUGAUUUUUAAAAAUUAUGCCAUGAUAUAAUUUUGACUUAUCAGAGGUCAAUCAAAAACUUAAUUCACUCGCUGAUGGUGCUGAAAAUGCAUUACAACCACCAUAAUAUCCUUGCUACAAUUUCGAGGUUUCUUUUCAUUUGAAGUUUUUACUAAGUGUGAACUAUCAGUAUGGAUUCUGGUGCUAAAUAUGUGGUGCUAAAUGAAUUGUUAGUGUUAAUAGCUUUAGUAAUGCUCUUUUUAUUCAUUGUUAAAAGUGAUAUCCAUUCAAUUCCUGAUUCAGAAACAUUAAUAAAAAUCCUGUUAAAUUAAUCUUACCCAGAAAUAGGCCAGUGAACUCCCUUUUUUGUCUAAAGUCCAACAUUAUUUAGAUGUUACAGAAUGUAAAUAUAUUUUUUAGAGGUUAUCAGUUUUCUUUUUUUAAGGCAUUUUUUAGCAUGGCAAUGUCCAAACUCGUACCACCUGAAGGCUGCCGUACACCUACACCAACCAUGCUACGGGCACUGGCGCCCUCUGGUGAUUGUGAAAAUAAAGUUUUGGUGGCUGCUUGGCCUGCAAAAAAAAGCCAUUUCUUUUAUUUCAAAAAAAAAAAAAUAAGUUCCUCGUUAUUGGAACUCUUGGGUACUCCUUAAAUCUGACAGCAUUUGAAAAUGCUUGACUCUAUUGACGUAAUUUUCAAAGAGGAUAAGAAAGGGAUUAUGUCUUGGCAUCCACUUUCCGAAAUAAUAAUGUUUUUGUAAUGAUAUUUUAGUUCUAAGGUGCUUAUCGAAAUGUUUUUUUUUUAACUAGGUAUCACUAAAGCAUAUUUUUCAUUUGGUUUACAUCAUAAAUACAAUUACAAUUAAAAUUAGUGAAUAGAAUUGUGUGUCUCAUUUUCAGAAGUGAUUAUUUUUAUUUAACAUAGUACAUAAGAUUAAAAAGGAGAUAUGUUAAAAUAAUUAAUUUCAUAUAAAAGGAUUACCUCUCCAUUUUUACUUGUUGGUCUAAAAUUUGAUAAUGUUCUUUGGUCAUAUUAUUUAGCUAAUGAUAAAAUUGUGUUAUGGCAUUCAAAGCCCCUCUAGCCUAACAAAUGUACAUAAAAACUUAGAAUUAUAUCAGCUGCUAUAACUAAUAAAGACAGAAUUCUUAGGUAAAUUUCCAGUUGAUGUAUGUCAUUGACAUUAUGUGUAUGUAUCACAUAAUUGUGAUAAUCUGUUUUGAAGGAAAUGUUUAACUAUGUUAGCAUAACCAAAAGAAAUAUAUUUUGAAGCAGUUUUCCACAUUAAUAUUUCCAAACUGACUUUAAAGCAAGAGAACACUUUUUAUGAUCUCAAUUAUAUAUAAAGCUCUAAGCUCUAACAUAUACUACAAACAAAAUGCAUCUGGUCAUACCCCAAACCUUCCCCAGGGUGUGGGAAGUUUCUUCUGAGAGCGCUAGGAUUCCAUCAAACAGAAAAACAUUGAUCUAAAACAUCCAGCUCCCCUUCCCCCAUUUUUCUUAAAAUAAUCAGGUAAUUAAUGCAAGAAAAAAUUUUGAGGCACUAAAUAAUUUCAAUACCCACUUCACUUUCCAUAUGUUAGAAGCUUCUGGUUUGAUGAAGAAUUAAUGCUGACUUUAACUGGUGCUUGGAGUAGAUUACAGGAUCUUGUGUUUUGUUAUUUGACAAACAGAUGUUGGUACCAUAGUAGUUUGAGAAUUGGAGAUAAUUGUUGUGCACAUAUGAAAAUCAUGCGUUUUUAAAAUAUCUAAAUAUUUUGAAUAUGUACAUAAUCCUAAAAUAUACUAUAUCGUUUUAGAUUUUUUUAAAGAUUAAUUUGGAUAAGUUUUAUUCCUUACCUAACACUGUGGCAGUGAAAGGUGCUCUGAUGUUGUGAUGUAAUGUCAUGAAUGUGUACAUACAUAAAACCUGUGUAAACCUCUGUCCUUAUAAAGCAUAACAAGUGUAGCUUUUUGAACU
Ailuropoda melanoleuca (giant panda) is the source of this 6904-nucleotide messenger RNA. It is a transcript of the gene PI15, whose product is annotated as peptidase inhibitor 15. The coding region runs from base 239 to 1015 and encodes 258 amino acids. The record is from RefSeq and is a predicted model, not a curated record. Gene Ontology annotation, cellular component: extracellular region. Lineage: Eukaryota; Metazoa; Chordata; Mammalia; Carnivora; Ursidae. The transcript is spliced from 6 exons.